UCGAGCUUGACCAAAAUAAAAAUGACUGCUAGUGUGACAAUAGUAGCAAACAGCAUAGUGUCGGCAAGCACCCCCAGCACCGCAGGUACUGGAGACAAAAUCCGUAUCGAGAGCGAAAAAUCAAAUGAUUACAGUUCUUCAACCAACCGCCAAAUAAUCGAGCAAGCUAUGAACGCAACGCCGCCAUCUGCAGCCGAUUCAGAGCAGUCGCAAACCCGGUUUGGAAACCUUAAUAACAGGGAUGUGGUGAUCACGAGUCUGAUAGCGGGAGCCGUUGCUGGAGCGUUGGCCAAAACUACCAUAGCGCCACUAGAUCGUGCAAAAAUUAAUUUUCAAAUUAACAAAGAUGUACCAUAUACUUUCCGGGCUGCUUUAGGGUUUCUGAAGCACACGUACUCUCGGGAAGGCUUCCUUGCGUUAUGGCGGGGGAAUUCCGCUACCAUGGCUCGAAUAGUUCCAUAUUCAGCCAUACAGUUUACCGUGCACGAGCAAUGGAAAAAGUUGCUGCAGGUGGAUCUACACUCAGAGUACACCGAAUUUCGUCGAUUUCUGGCAGGCUCGCUGGCGGGCAUUACGUCCCAGUCGCUAACGUACCCGCUCGAUCUAGCCCGCGCCCGAAUGGCCGUAACCGAUAAAUACUCCGGAUACAAAACGCUUCGGGAGGUGUUUGUGAAGAUAUGGCAGUGUGAAGGACCUCGAACAUUGUACCGUGGCUAUUGGGCCACCAUUCUCGGUGUCAUCCCGUACGCAGGCACAUCGUUCUUUACAUACGAUACUCUCAAAAAUGAAUACUAUAAACGAACUGGUGAUAAAUCGCCAAAAACUGUGAUAUCACUCACAUUUGGAGCAAUUGCCGGGGCGAUUGGUCAAUCAUCCAGCUAUCCGCUUGAUAUUGUGAGGCGACGAAUGCAAACAACUGGUGUGACGGCACAGUGCGCCGACCAGUACCUAACCAUCGGGCGGACGUUAAUUAAAAUAUACAAAGAGGAAGGAAUUAUUGGUGGCUUCUACAAAGGUCUUAGUAUGAACUGGAUCAAAGGCCCUAUUGCUGUUGGCAUCAGCUUUGCAACGUACGACCACAUUAAACACCUGCUGCGCGAGGUAAUACACGUGCGCGGUAGUAGCGCCGAUCGGUAAUGCUGAGAACAGUGUUCAAAGAAUUGCAUUAUAGGAUAUUAUCGCUGCAUAAAAUUGGCCAUAUUUUACUACCGUUUACGGUAAAAUGUUCGGAUGACAAUCGGAGCUAAACAGUGGAGCUUUCAAAGUAUCCGAUACCUGACAGAGAUAGCUUUUAAAAAACAUAAGCACAAACAUGAUAGAUUCUAGCCGAGCUGUUUUGCUGGAUACUUACUCUUGAUGAAUAAAGGGACAUUGUCAAGCCAGCGUGUCAGAAAAUGCGCAAAAGAUUCGGUUCAAAAAUCGGUGCCCUUCAUUCAAAAUUUAGAAGCAUUGGAACAACGCUUUCAAAAUAUUUAACGCCAAGUAUGGUUAAACGCACAGAGAAGGUUUUAGUUUUUAAUCUUAGAAGAACAGAGCCUGGUAACUUGGAGCUGUCUACGCGAAUUUAUGUUUGGCUCCCUGGCUUAUUUGUACGCCAUUUCGAUGGUUCUUCAAUCAAACUGAUCGAUCGUAACGAUAGAAAAUCUUGUAGAUAAGCACGGACUAUGUUGUCACACAACACGCGUGCUACAGACAGAAUGCCCCCUUCAAAUUCCCUUCCGAAUGCCUCGUGUAGCCUACUCCAGAAACGUUGUUAAGGUUCAAACUAACGUCGCUGGUAAUUCAAAAAAAGUACCGUGGCGUCCGUGUCCGGUAACAGCCUUAUCAAUGUGCCUAAAAUACAUCAAUUUGGUGCAAAAAACGAAGCUUGUGCGGUGUGCUUCUCAGGAACGUUUCA
Messenger RNA from Anopheles cruzii, 1897 nucleotides. RefSeq names its product mitochondrial coenzyme A transporter SLC25A42 (gene DPCoAC). The coding region runs from base 22 to 1137 and encodes 371 amino acids. Gene Ontology annotation, cellular component: mitochondrial inner membrane. Gene Ontology annotation, biological process: transmembrane transport. The record is from RefSeq and is a predicted model, not a curated record. The transcript is spliced from 6 exons. NCBI's taxonomy places the organism in Eukaryota, Metazoa, Arthropoda, Insecta, Diptera, Culicidae.